Molecule: messenger RNA, 1221 nt
Organism: Cavia porcellus (domestic guinea pig)
Lineage: Eukaryota; Metazoa; Chordata; Mammalia; Rodentia; Caviidae
Gene: Cnpy3
Product: canopy FGF signaling regulator 3
Exons: 6
Coding region: 94-918 (274 amino acids)
Source: RefSeq, a predicted model, not a curated record
UGCGCAGUCCCGGAAGCGGCGCGGGGAAGCUGCUGGGCGCGCGUCGCGGGAGGAAGCGGCUCCCGGUCGGCGCGAGUCGGGUCCGCCUGGGCCAUGGAAUCGCUGAUCGAGCUCGCGCCCCGCUGUCUUCCGCUUCUCCCUUUACUGCUGCUGCUGCUGCCAGCCCCGGAGCUGGGCCCACGCCAGGCGCGGGCAGAGGAGACCGACUGGGUCCGGCUGCCCAGCAAAUGCGAAGUGUGCAAAUAUGUCGCUGUGGAGCUGAAGUCAGCGUUUGAGGAAACAGGCAAGACGAAGGAGGUGAUUGGCACGGGCUAUGGCAUCCUGGACCGCAAGGCUGCCGGCGUCAGAUACACCAAGUCGGACUUGCGGUUAAUCGAGGUCACCGAGACCAUCUGCAAGCGGCUUCUGGACUAUAGCCUGCACAAGGAGAGGGCCGGCAGCAAUCGCUUUGCCAAGGGCAUGUCGGAGACCUUUGAGACGCUACACAGCCUGGUGCACAAGGGCGUCAAGGUGGUGAUGGACAUCCCCUACGAGCUAUGGAAUGAGACCUCCGCUGAGGUGGCCGACCUCAAGAAACAGUGUGAUGUGCUGGUGGAGGAGUUCGAGGAGGUGAUCGAGGACUGGUACCGGAACCAUCAGGAGGAGGACCUCACUGAAUUCCUGUGUACCAACCACGUACUGAAGGGCAAGGAUACCAGCUGCCUGGCAGAGCAAUGGUCUGGCAAGAAGGGCGACACAGCCACCCUAGGAGGGAAGAAGGCCAAGAAGAAGGGUAGCCAGGCCAAGACAACCAGUGGCAGCAGCCAGCAGAGGAAGGAGCUCCGGGGGGUCGAGGGAGACCCCGGUGCCGAGGACGAGGAGGAAGGGGGCAUCCAGAAGGCGUCACCACUCCCACACAGCCCCCCUGAUGAGCUCUGAGCAACCUCGAGAUGGAAGACUGGCGUGAUGCUCUGAGCCGGAGACCUCAUGGCUCAGGACCAGGACAGGCGCGCAGCAGCCAUGGUUCCCCUCCUGGCCCAGGCUUCAGGUGGCCACAGGAUUGGGACUUGUAGGACCCAUUGUGUGUCAAAAGGGACAGGGGCAGCUGCUGGAACCAGACAAGAGAAGUGCAGAGCCCUAGGAGGACGCACAGCCUCCUCCUCCCUACCGUGCACCCCAAGAGUACCCUCAGCCCUCUGUCCACCCCUCCGGGGGCUCAGAGUAAAGACCCAUUGGCCUUUU